Molecule: messenger RNA, 1791 nt
Organism: Naegleria fowleri
Lineage: Eukaryota; Heterolobosea; Eutetramitea; Acrasida; Naegleriidae
Exons: 2
Coding region: 1-1791 (596 amino acids)
Biological process (GO): signal transduction; peptidyl-serine phosphorylation
Cellular component (GO): cytoplasm; nucleus
Molecular function (GO): ATP binding; protein serine/threonine kinase activity
Source: RefSeq, a predicted model, not a curated record
AUGAACAACACGACACCAUCAAUCACGAUUCAAAACAACUCUCAUACAACAACUUGUGCUUCCACUACCUUCACCAUCAACUUGAAUCCUUCUCAACAACAACAACAGCGAUUAUUGCAAACAACCACUCCUCAUCAGCAUUUUCGUUCCUUUUCUACUCCCAUCACAACUAACCUGAUGCCACCACAAAACUCUACACUCUUGAUGAUGAAUUCGACGAGUACGAGUGGAGGAAAUGUGAACUCUCCUUCCUCCUCAAAUCAACAUUACCAAUUUCACAUUACUUCUGCAUCAUCGAAUAAUCAUUUGAAUAAUUCUUCUUCCAAUCAUCAUCUUCAAGUGAAUCAUCAUCUCAAUAACAUCAACAAUAAUAAUAACAAUAAUAAUAACAAUAACAACAGUGGUAUUAAUUUGAGUGGACUCUUAUUGAAAAAUCGAUGGAAAAUUCAAGGUUUAUUGGGACAAGGUAGUUUUGGAUCGAUUUAUUCGGCACAUGAUUUAGUGACGUCGGAUGAGGUUGCCAUCAAGGUGGAAAAGAUUCAAUUAACGAAAAACAACUUGUCACCAUCAACAUCGAAUGGCGUUCCAGCUUCUCCACAAAACGCCAUUCCACACACUUCUUCGCUCAAAGUUGAAGUAUGCGCACUGAAAAACCUUCAAUCCUGUCGAUAUGUUGUCACGUAUAUUCACAGCGGUAGACAAUAUGUAAAUUAUGGAACUGAUACAAUAGCUCUGAAUUUUCUAGUGAUGGAAAGAUUGGGAGAAAAUCUUGCAGAAUUGAGAAGAAAAACCUCGAGUGGAGUUUUUUCAAUUGCAACCACAAUGCGAUGUGGAGUUCAAAUGAUUGAAUGUGUCGAAGAGGUUCAUAAAGUUGGAUUUCUUCACAGAGAUAUCAAACCGGCCAAUUUUGUUACAGGAAAAUCAAAGAACACUCAAGGAAGAAUUUAUCUCAUUGACUUUGGCCUUGCUCGAGCUUUUAAACACGAAGAUGGAAAUCUGAAACCACCUCGAAAAGAUGUUGGAUUUAGAGGAACACCUCGAUAUGCAAGUGUGAAUGCACACAAUGGAAUUGAGUUGAGUCGACGAGAUGAUUUAUGGUCGAUAUUUUAUGUGAUGGUGGAAAUGGUUGGAGGUAAUUUACCGUGGAGGAGAAUUCGUGACAAGCCAACUAUUGGAAAACUGAAAGAAACUCAUACCUUUCAAAACACUGAAGAAUUACUCCGUGGCUUACCACCACAAUUUUCGACCAUGUUAAACUACCUGAAAAAACUUUCCUUUGAAUCCGAACCUGACUAUGAAUAUUUGAAGAAUAUUUGUAAAUCCUAUUUCUCUCCUCACAAAGAUUCCUUCGAUUCUAGAACCUAUGAUGAGUGUCAAUUUGAAUGGGUUACAAUAUCAAAUGAUCUCAACCAUGACAGUCAUGAUUUAUCUCAGGAAUUCAUCAUUACCACAAAUCCAGACCGAACCGACUCGAGAUCAAGAACUACCAAGUUAUCGACCUCUGUCUUUUUUGGAUCCACUCAUCUAAGUGCCAAUAGCAACCUUGGAAAUCAAGCAGCAUUGAGCAAUGGUGGAAGUGGUGGAGAAUUUUCAAAAUCACUUCCUGACAUGUAUAAAAAGAAGAGCAAUCAUGAGGAGGACAUGAAUGAAGAGGCAGCAGCUCCUGGAAAGAAGAGACAAAAGAAAAAGAAGAAGAAUGGAAAUGACGAUGAUAAUAAUCAUGACAACUCUAAACAUCAGUUAGGAUUACGACCUGAGAAACAGCCACAUUGUAAAUGCACGAUCAUGUAA